AUGGCAUCUGCAGCCAAGCCCGCCUUGAUGGUCAACAGCUGCACUGGCAAGAUGGGCCGCGCUGUCGCCGAGGCGGCCGAGCGGGCGGGGCUACAGGUGCUGCCCUACACGCUGUGCGGGGCCGCCGAGGCUGUGCCUGGUUCGAGCAUCGAGGUGGCGGGGCAGCAGGUGGCGCUGGUGGGGCCGUCGGAGCGUGACGCUCUGAUUGAGAAGCUCAAAGCGCAGCACCCCAACCUUAUCAUGGUCGACUACACCAUCCCGGACGUGAUCAUGGAUAUGGCUGCGCUGUAUCAGAAGCACAAACUGCCCUUUGUGAUGGGCACCACCGGCGGCGACCGGGAAAAGCUGCUGCGGGACACAGAGGUGCGCGCACAAGGGGCGGCUGGGGGUGCUGGCUCCUUCGCGGGCGGAGGACGGCAGGGGGUGCAGCGGCAGGCAGUGGGGGACUAUCAGGCCGCGGGGGUGUAUGCGGUGAUCGCCCCCCAGAUGGGCAAGCAGGUGGUGGCGUUCCAGGCGGUGAUGGAGCUGAUGGGGGAGAAGUUCCCCGGGGCGUUUGCGGGCUACGACCUGCGCGCCAUUGUGGGCUCCUUCAAGCGCCUGGGUGUUGACUACGACGUGGAGAGCAUCGAGAUGGUGCGGGACCCGGCGGCCCAGGUCAGGGACAUGGGGGUGCCCGAGGAGCACCUGCUGGGCCACGCGUACCACACGUACAGGCUGGCCUCUGCGGACGGCAGCGUGGGCUUUGAGUUCCAACACAACGUCUGCGGCAGGACUAUCUAUGCGGAAGGAACGGUGGAUGCGGUGUUGUUCCUCGACCAACAAAUCAGGGCUGGCUCCCAAAAGCGGCUGUUCAACAUGAUCGACGUCCUGCAGGCGGGGGCCAUGCGGUGA
Monoraphidium neglectum is the source of this 891-nucleotide messenger RNA. RefSeq lists its product as hypothetical. Gene Ontology annotation, cellular component: chloroplast stroma. NCBI's taxonomy places the organism in Eukaryota, Viridiplantae, Chlorophyta, Chlorophyceae, Sphaeropleales, Selenastraceae. Gene Ontology annotation, molecular function: 4-hydroxy-tetrahydrodipicolinate reductase activity. The record is from RefSeq and is a predicted model, not a curated record. The coding region runs from base 1 to 891 and encodes 296 amino acids. The transcript is spliced from 7 exons.